Molecule: messenger RNA, 912 nt
Organism: Danaus chrysippus (African queen)
Lineage: Eukaryota; Metazoa; Arthropoda; Insecta; Lepidoptera; Nymphalidae
Source: the annotation of a GenBank genome assembly
AUGAUAGUUUUUUCUGUUCGGUUUAAGUUUAAUAAUAAAUACACGGAAUCCAUUUUAGCCUUCGCUGACGAUCUCGCAAUACUGACACGUAACCCCAAACACUGUCAAGUACUAUUGGAUGAAGUGGAUAAAUUCUGUGAGUGGACGGAUGGAUUGAGGACAAAACCCAGUAAAUGUCAUUGUCUGUGUCUUGGUAGGCGGAAUACAAGAUAUACCUCAUACGAUCCGGGACUAUCGUUAGGCGGUCAAUGCAUUUCUACGGUUACGAAAAAUGCACCAUUUAAACUUCUCGGUCGUAAGAUUGUUAAUAUAGGCCGUACUCCAUCUUUAGAAGGAAUAGUAGAUAGCUUCUUGAACGAUCUUAACAAGGUAGAUAGCCAACUGAUAAGUAACGUCAAAAAAGCGUGGAUCUACGAGAAUUACUUAACUUCACGUUUGAAUUGGCCUUUCCUCGUCUAUGAUUUUAAUAAAACCCUUUUGUCAAAGUUAGAUGCAGGCGUCAUAAAGAUGUUGAAGUUGUGGCUCGGGCUCGCUCUAACGGCUGAUUCAUCGGCGUUAUUUAGGGGAAGCAAUAGUUUUGGGAUGAGUCUAAAAAGGCCAUCGGAGCUCUAUAAACACCUAAGAGUUUCCAAGAGAUAUAUCCUGGGGAAAUCCCAUGAUGACAUAGUGACAUCGCUCCCAAAAGAUGAAGAUGCCCCUGAGCUAGAGUCACGACUUCAAUUCCAUAAGCAAUUUAUGAUAGGAGCACAAAGUAACAGAGCGGGGUUAGGAUCAAAUAGGAAAGUCCAAGAUGCGGAUAUAUUGAAGUCUUUUAUUCGGCAAGACGAGAAUGAUAAAUAUAAGAUCCAUGCAAUUAGACAUAGGAGAUUUUUGCAUCCCAUUAGCAUUAAAAUGGCGCACUUUAAUUUAUGA